UCUAUUGUGUGUGAAAUCGUACAAUGCUUCACUUUCCGUAAUAAGUUCUGUUACGCCACAGUCGAAGGCUACGUAGAGAUUGUUGUAUCAGCGCUGCGAUGGAGGAGAACGAAAUCUUGGCGACAAUAACUACAGUUCUGUCUCUUUUUGGUACGCUUUUCAUCAUCGUCUCUUUCUUUCUAUGGAAGGACAUUCGAACUACGUCAAGGAGAAUUCUGGUUUACAUCUCUAUCGCAGACUUUCUCACAUGUGUUGCAACAAUCGCUGCUAUAACAAAUUUUUGGUUGUCAGGAACUGAAAACAAAGAGGUCUGUUUCGUCCAAAGUAUCAUCGGAACUUUUUCUGUGCUGUGUUCUUUCUUCUGGACAGUUUCUAUGGCGUUGUAUCUGUACAUUUCUGUUUGCUGGAAGAAUUCCCGACUAGCUGAGCGUUUGUUGUACUUAUUUCACGUGUUUGGCUGGGGAAUACCAGCAAUAAUUGUGACUGUCGCAGCGUCGACUCAUAAACUGGGAGACAACGGCAACAAAGUCUCAGCAGGAUGGUGUUGGAUCAACAUAAAGUUGAACUGGCACGAGCAAAUCGAAUGGAUGCUGUUGGCAGGAAAAUUAUGGGAAAUAAUGGCAUUUUGUGCAAUAGUUGUACUUUAUGCCUUAGUCAAACGAAAUAUGAAGAAGGAGCUUCAUGAGAAAAACAGAGUAUUCACUGAAAGUACAGUGGCACAAGCUCAGAAGGCAGAAAGGAAACUGAUUUGUGUUCCCUUAUUAUUUGUGUUGUUGCGUGUUUGGGGAACUAUAAGAUUUCUCCUGAUGAUUUCACACCAUGAGUCACCAUUUUGGCUGCUCAUUCUACAGGGUAUUGGAGAUAAUGCCCCUGGAUUUGCAAACUUUCUUCUAUUUUGCUUUUUUACUGAAAAAUGUUUUGGUAAGUUUCGUCGCUGUUUCCAGUGUUGUACACUAUGUUUUGACUCAAGAUCUCCAACUGGAGUGAAACGCUCCGACUCACUUCAGGCAACUUAUGAUGUUGAUGGGACAAUAGGACAACCAAUCAUUCGUCAGCAUUCCAUAAAUAGAGAAACUGAUUGCUUGAAUGGGCAUCUUAAUACCACUGUUGAUUAUUCAUCAGUGAACUGCUGAAUGAAGGAAUUGCCCCCUGUGACUUUGCACUCAUGAAAAUCAGCUCACACAGUCAUUGGUUCACAAGUGUGAAAGUAUAUUUCACCAGAGUGGGAUGAAUAGUGGUGGAUAUUUAUUGAAUGGCAAAGUGGAGACAUACUUAUCCACCACUUUCAGGAACACCAAGUUGGAUUACUGGAUUAUUUAUAUUUACUACACAAAAAAGCAAAAAAUUAGUGCAUUACUUUUAGUAAAUGAAAAAAAUAGUUGGAAAUGAAUCUCUGGAAGCACAAUUAUUUCAUUUCUUCAUCUCAAAGGGGGGGAGGUGAAUAGCACUUGGUAGCCUUCCUAAUCACUUUUGUGGCAGCAAAUCAGGGCUGAGUAUUCACCCAUGUGGUAAUAAAUCCUAAUAAGGAAUAAGUUACUUAGAAAAUAAUUUAUUGUAAAAGUAAAUCAAAUUUUCUCCACGAGAAGUGAAUGUCUAUUUUGGUGACAAAAAUAUAUGAUGGAUGUGUUAGAGUUAACUUUCUUUGAAAAGUAUAUUUAGGAAAUCUCUACGAUAUUUCUUUAUUGUAACUAUUUUCUGUCAAUAAAAAAAUUCUAACAACUAUCAGAGGUAGAUUUUUUACAAGAAGUAUUACUCUAGCAGUACAUCUGUGCUACAUCCAUAUGGAUAAAGACUACCUGACAUUUACCAUAAUACUUAUUUGAGAAACUUUUCAUAUAGCACUACUAUUCAAUUUACAUGUGAUGUGUCAGAGGAUAGUUUAAGGACGUCCACACUUGCUAAUGACAGGUCACUAAAACUUAAUGCUACAUAACAUUAAUAUUUUUAUGAAUUCUACAAGAUAUUGCCUUCAAAUACAGUUCAGCCCAUGAUUUGUGGCAACAGUUGUAGGCCAUAAUCAAUUUUGUAUUUUUUUUUUUCAACAAUUCAUGUUCCCUAUAGCUAAUUGACUAAAAAGGAUAAAGGUUUUAGAGUCUUGCCAAGGAUUGCCAUAAUUUUAACUAUUAAUACUACUUUAUCAACAAUUUAACCAUUUCACUCCCAUGACUGACUAAAAGCAAUUUCUCCUUACAACCAUACUUUUUCAGAAUAAAAAGUGAAUGAUAGGAAAAGUAGAAAUCCAAACGAAAAUUAGCACAGAGAUACUGUGUGAUUAAAUGGUAUAUUCUCUGAGAGAAAAUAAAAGGAAUGUAUAACAGAUAGUGGAGAGAACUUACAGUUAUAUCUUGGUAGAGAUAGGGUUAAAUGGCAAGAACCUUGCUUUGCAUGUAGAGUACCUCUUGUCAUGAUUUGCCUUUAAAAGAUACAAUGUGUUUUAAGUGGGAAGUGUUUAAUGAAUUACAGAUGGCCAUGCAUUUAAAACAAUUUCAAAAACUCUACAGGGUUAGAGCAUUUUCUAAAUAUACAUCAAUAAAAACGAAAAAAA
Molecule: messenger RNA, 2545 nt
Organism: Pocillopora verrucosa
Lineage: Eukaryota; Metazoa; Cnidaria; Anthozoa; Scleractinia; Pocilloporidae
Product: G-protein coupled receptor 157-like
Biological process (GO): adenylate cyclase-activating G protein-coupled receptor signaling pathway; cell surface receptor signaling pathway
Cellular component (GO): plasma membrane
Molecular function (GO): G protein-coupled receptor activity
Source: RefSeq, a predicted model, not a curated record